CUCCUGCAAAAGUUUACGCACGUUUGAUCUUUCAAAAUAUUUUUUUGGGUAGGGCUUUUGAUUGUCAAAUUUAAACCUUUCGACGAUGACAAAAAGUUAAAUAGUACCCCUGAGGAAGACACCCAACUAUGUCCGGCAGAUUGCAAAUGGCAUUAUCAUCUAACAUGGCUGGAGAAUCUCGGAACUUGGGAAAUGGACAUAAUACUAAUGCAGCAUCACCUUUGAAAAUUUUCGGACAUGCUAAAAGUAAAAUUCGACAAGUGUUUAAAAAUAUUGAUGAAUAUGUUACAGAAAGUGAUAGAUUCUUAUCAGGUGUUCCUGCUGAAGAGAGAAUCGUAGAUGCAAUGCAGAUAGAGAAUGUAAAAGCUUAUAGAGGAAAAAUUAGAGGCAUUAUAGAUGUGCUGAACAGAGACCAUAUGAAAGUGGCCUUCUUUGGCAGGACCUCCAAUGGCAAGAGUACUGUGAUCAAUGCAAUGUUGCGUGACAAGAUUCUUCCCUCUGGUAUUGGACACACCACCAUAUGCUUUGUGUGUGUGGAAGGGACAGAUGAGCCAGAGGGCUAUCUUCUCCAAGAGGGUUCAGAUGACAGGAAACAAAUCGGGGAUGUACAAAAGCUUGGGAGUGCCUUGAGUUCCACGAAAGCAUCAGAGGACUCAAUGAUCAGAAUCAAUUGGCCGAAAGACAAGUGCAACUUACUGAAAGAUGAUGUUAUCCUUGUAGAUAGCCCUGGUAUAGAUGUCCACCCUAACACAGAUGUUUGGAUUGAUAAGUUCUGUAUGGAUGCUGAUGUGUUUGUACUUGUUUCAAAUGCUGAAUCAACCCUCAUGCAAACUGAAAAGAAUUUCUUUCAUAAAGUCAGUGAACGUUUAUCAAAGCCUAACAUCUUUAUCCUGAACAAUAGAUGGGAUGCUAGUGCUUCUGAACCAGAGUAUGCAGAACAGGUGAAGCGCCAACAUUUGGAGCGAGACAUUGAUUUCUUGGCCAAUGAGCUAAAGGUGUGUUCUAAGACAGAAGCUGAAGAUAGAGUGUUCUUUGUAUCAGCCAAAGAGGCCCUUAUAUCACGGUCCCCACACACCAGCACUCCCACCAGUGUCUUAGCCGAGGGGUAUCAGGCAAGGCUCUUUGAGUUUGCUGAUUUUGAAAGAAAAUUUGAAGAAUGUAUAUCUAAAUCAGCUGUAAAGACAAAAUUUGAACAGCAUACAGUAAGAGGAAAAAGUAUAUCUAGUGAACUGAUGGCAGUUUUGGACAAUGUCUUUGAAAGAGCUAUUCAUAUGAAAGCUGAGAAGUACAGUACACGAAAGGAACAUGCAGACAAGCUAGACUAUGUAGACAGACAACUAGAUAUGAUGACUAAAGAUAUUAAAAGCAAAAUAUAUGAGAUGACAGAGGAAGUGGAAAGAACAGUUUCAAGUGCACUGAAUGAAGAAAUUCGACGACUUUCUUUACUAGUGGAUGAAUUUGAUCGACCCUUUCUACCAGAUAGAGUCAAUAUGGACAAUUAUAAAAAGGGUUUGCAUGCCUACGUAGAGAAAAGCUUGGGUCGGAAUUUACAGUCACGCUGCUCUAAAGCACUCACAAUAACAGUGGAAGAGGAGUCCCGGCAAAUGACAGAAAAAAUGGUAGCACUCCUUCCAGAAGAACAAAAACAAAAUACACUGAACUUCUUGCCACGAAGAGACUUUGAGAUUGCUUAUAAGCUGGAUUGUCGCAACCUGUGUGCAGAUUUUCACGAGGACCUAGAGUUCAGGUUUUCGUAUGGCAUAACGGCUCUUGUCAAUAGAUUCAUGGGCCCGAAACAGGCCUCAAUGAUACUUGGUCGAGGAUUUGUGCAAAAUAUUCCCCGUUCAAUGCCCAUGACACCCCAGACACCAACUAACGAGGCCCACCGAACCAUGGGAUCAGAUGAUAAUGAGGUGUUGCUAGCCCUCUUGGCCACUUUCUCAUCACUCUACUCAAGGACCACUGUGGGUGCCCUGGCUGUAACUGGUCUAGUGGCCAAGGCUGCUGGAUGGCGCAUACUAGCGCUAAGUGGUGCUAUCUAUGGCCUGUUAUAUCUUUAUGAGAGACUCCUAUGGACCAACAAGGCCAAGGAACGCAAGUUCAAGCAUCAGUAUGUGAAGUAUGCCUCCAGUAAACUGAAGCUGAUUGUUGAUCUUACUGGUGCUAACUGUAGUCACCAAGUGCAACAGGAACUGUCUACCACUUUCACACAACUGUGUCAACAGGUGGAUCUAUCCAAGGCAGACCUCCAAGAGGAGAUUAAGAAACUCAACAAAGAAAUAGGAAAGUUGGAAGAGAUUGGUGCACAGUCAAAAAGUUUACGGAACAAGGCAAGUUACAUAGACAGUGAAUUGAACAGUUUUAUCCUGACAUACCUGAAACAGAAGGAUUGA
Messenger RNA from Owenia fusiformis, 2393 nucleotides. NCBI's taxonomy places the organism in Eukaryota, Metazoa, Annelida, Polychaeta, Sabellida, Oweniidae. The record is from the annotation of a GenBank genome assembly.